Messenger RNA from Daldinia loculata, 1458 nucleotides. Its product is annotated as NAD(P)-binding protein. Gene Ontology annotation, cellular component: lipid droplet; endoplasmic reticulum membrane; mitochondrial outer membrane. The transcript has 2 exons. The record is from RefSeq and is a predicted model, not a curated record. Lineage: Eukaryota; Fungi; Ascomycota; Sordariomycetes; Xylariales; Hypoxylaceae. Gene Ontology annotation, molecular function: 3-beta-hydroxysteroid 3-dehydrogenase (NADP+) activity. Bases 321 to 1316 code for a protein of 331 amino acids.
GAAGCUCAUAUAAGCUGUCUGGGUAUCUGUCCAUUUAGCCCUUUAUCAUUCGUAGGCUACCUAGAUCAUUUGAUUACAAUAGUAGGAUCCUACCUAUAAAGUCAUUAACCUACCUAAGGCUUUGGAACCUUUUGAUCGUUUCGCGUCUCUUAGAAGCUUCGUUAUAUACUAACUAACUACCUAGGUAACUACCAUUAUAUACUACCUAGGAGCUAGCUUUUACGUAUACCUAUAUUCUUAUUGUUAUUACACUUAUACCAAACGCAGAAAUACAUCCAUUUACUUAUAGGCACCUGUAAACAUCUUCAUUAAACUACACCAUGACAGGCACAAUCAUCAUCACCGGAGCAAACGGCUCUCUUGCAAUCCCUGCUGUGCAUCAUCUUUUAACCAAGUACCCAGACUACACGGCGGUUCUGACCGUUCGUAAGACAGAGGAUACAGAUCCCAACACCAAGAAACUGCGCGAGACCAUUGCUAAGUUUCCCGAGGCUCAGACAUCCAUCCGCCAACUUGACCUAGCCAAUCUCACUGCUGUACACGACUUUGCAAGCACAAUUGCUACCGAGAUUGCGGAAAAGAAGCUACCGCCGCUUGCUAGCAUUGUCUGCAAUGCCUAUUACUGGAAUUUGUCUGGCGAUCCCGAGUUCACGGCAGAAGGAGUCGAGAAGACGAUCCAAGUGAACCACAUUUCCCACGUUGCUCUAGUCCUUCGACUACUAGGUAGCUUCAGACCUGAAGGUGGCCGUAUUGUACUCUUCACUAGCAACGCCCAUUUCCCCGGUAAAAACGGCUUGGAGAAGUACCCGCCGGCUAUCCCGGACGAUUUGGAUUCUUUAUUGAAGGCUAAGCCGGAUGCCGACAAGCUAGGACGAGGCAUGAAUAUAUACGGAAAUUCAAAGUUGGCCAUUCUCAUGUGGGGAUACGCGUUGAACAGGCAUCUCGAGAAGGAUGAGAAGCUGCGCAACAUCACAGCAAUAAUAAUUGAUCCCGGCAAUCUGACUGAUUCGCGCGCUCUACGCACGAACACGCCUCUAUUCCUCCGCAUUGUUCAAAGAUUUGUGCUUCAGCCUCUGCGGCCACUCGUUAGUCUCGCAGACCCAAGUUACCGCACAGCAGCAAAUGCAGGUACAGAUGUGAUAGAUCUUGCUACAAACAAUACCUACCCAGGAGAACGCGGUUAUCUCCUUACGUUAAAGAAAGAGCCCAGUUCCCCUGAUAGUUAUAACGAGGAUAAGCAGGAGAAGCUGUGGGUUAAGAGCGCCGAGUGGGCAAAGGUCACCAAGGAGAACACCGCCAUUGCGAGCAGUCUUUGAACGAGUCGCAGCAGUGGGAGGCGGGAUUUCGCGGCAUGUUGAACCCUGGCUUUUCAAGAGCGCAGAGAAAUGAAGUUAUUGUCGAAUAGUAUUUUAGAUUCCCCAAAUUGAGCAUCAGUUUAUUUAUAAGGAAAUUUCCAAG